Molecule: messenger RNA, 2030 nt
Organism: Monosiga brevicollis MX1
Lineage: Eukaryota; Choanoflagellata; Craspedida; Salpingoecidae
Exons: 6
Coding region: 1-1920 (639 amino acids)
Molecular function (GO): protein binding
Source: RefSeq, a predicted model, not a curated record
AUGGAGCAUCACGUUCCUUUCGACGAAGAGGGCCUGCCCAAGCUUGCGGACAUGACCAACGCCGAGAUUCGGCAUGGCUUCAAGCUCUUCUUCAUCAACCAGCCGCGACAGGCUGAGGCCUUUUUCGACGAGCACAUUGACGUGCCCAUCUUUGCAUUGGGCAAAACUGCCAUCCUCUGGCUCUGGGCUUUGCUCACCAUGGAGGAGGAAGACGUCAAGCGGGGGCAAGAAAUGGCCACCCGGGCUCAGGGUAUGGCCCGCGACCUGCGCAAAGCCAUGAGGCCUGCCAGCUCGUGGUUUGGCAGUCGAGCCAAGGAAACGCUGAGCCCAGAGGCCAUCUUUUACGAGGUCAUGGAGACCGAGUGCAUGCUCCUUCAUGCCAUCUUGAGCCUGCUCGGAGGCUCGGUUUUUGAUAAGGUGUCGGCUGGUCUGAACGUCCGCACCGUCUGGCAAAAUUAUUCCCGGCUCAGCAAGUUGGUCGAGUUUGAACCCGGGCAGAAGGACCCCGUGCACUUGGAGACUCGCGCUGCCAUUGACUUUGGUUUUGGUGUCUUCAAUCUGGCUUGCUCCAUUCUGCCUCCCAAGAUCCUAGCCGUGGCCAAGAUCCUCGGCUUUCCGACUUCGCGUGCAGAUGGUAUCAACAGCUUGCUCGCUGCCUACAAGCAUAAUUCGGUUCUUUCACCAAUCGCCGGGUUGGGCCUGCUGAUGCACCAUACCUUUCUACAAUCCACCUACGAUCUGGGCACUGAAAAGUAUCAGGAGGAUGUUGGCAUGAUCAUGGCAGUGGCUGCGGAGCGUUAUCCCGAUUCGGGCUGGUUUUACAUGUUUGAAGGCCGCUAUGCGCGCUUGCGGCGGCAGUCAGUGCGCAGCCUCGAGUGUUACCACCGUGCCAAGGACCGUCAGUCUGAGUGGAAGCCGUUGGCCGACAUGUGCGAUUACGAGAUUGCCUUCUCCGCCAUGGCGCUCUACGACUUUGAGCAGGCGCUGAAGCAUUGGCUCAUCCUCCUCGACACCAACGAUUGGUCCAAGGUCUUCUACAGCUACAUGGCUGCCACAUGCUUGGAUCACCUGGGCCGGCGUUCAGAGGCGCUUCAGCGCUUUCAAGCCAUCAAAGACAUGGAAGUGAUCAAGUUUGGGACGGGCCGAAUUCCCGUGGACAUUUUUUGCAAACGACGGGCGAAUGAUAAUGUCUACGACCACGACUACGAUCUCGUCUUGUCCGCCCUUGAGAUCCUAUAUGUCUGGGCCGGAUUUUACCACAUGAAUCGAGCAGUGCUUGAUAUGGCUUUUGACGACGUAGCACGGGAACGGAGUAAGCUAGAUGCAACUACGUCACCUGAUAAGCGUGCCUUGGUCACGACCCUAUAUGGUGCUCUGUGCGCACAAUUGGGCAUGCAAAGCCAAGCUGAGAAUAGUUUUCAAGAGGUCGAGGAUUUGCGUCCCGAGCUGAAGAACGAGGACUGGCUAGUGUUUUACGCGCGCUAUGAACUGGCCAUGCUUUGGUUCCGACAAGAUGGUCAGCCUACCGCACGUGUGGUAGACAUGCUCACCAAGGCGUCGAGUAAGAAAGACCACAACUGGGACACGCGUCUGCAUCUGCGCAUCGCCACAGCCAAUUACCACUUCAAGCACUGGGACGACCUGGGGUUGGGCCGUCCGGAGGCAGCCAUGGCCAAGUCGCUGCGCAGUUUGGAUGAACGUGAUGUUAAGCACUUGCAUCAACGUGGCAUUCCUCAUGUUUUUGGCGACUCAAAUGUGGAAGAAGACAUGGCAACAGAGGUGGAGGAGGCCGCACCCAAAGCUGGCAACGGGGUGGGUGAUGCAGAGCCUAGUACGGCCGAUGCGCGUGAUCAGGGAGCACGUCUGGUACAAGCCAUUCUUCAGUCGACCGAGCCCGAGAUGUCACAUGCGUUGGUGUAGGCGCUUUUUGGCCCGCGCUUGCUUCCAUCAACCAUUGAAGAUCGCUUGGUGACUGGUUUCAGGUGAUUGAGUUAUCUUGGCAUUUGAACAUGAUAAUUGACUGACACUUU